Molecule: messenger RNA, 3016 nt
Organism: Felis catus (domestic cat)
Lineage: Eukaryota; Metazoa; Chordata; Mammalia; Carnivora; Felidae
Gene: HACD4
Product: 3-hydroxyacyl-CoA dehydratase 4
Exons: 8
Coding region: 207-860 (217 amino acids)
Biological process (GO): very long-chain fatty acid biosynthetic process; sphingolipid biosynthetic process; fatty acid elongation
Cellular component (GO): endoplasmic reticulum membrane
Molecular function (GO): 3-hydroxyacyl-CoA dehydratase activity
Source: RefSeq, a predicted model, not a curated record
CUGAGUGUGGCGAGGCCCCGCCUUUCCGGGCCGGGCUUUGGCCGCCGGGCCGCCCCUCCCGGGCGGGCGCUCCUUCCCUGACGGCGCUGGAGGGCCUGGCGGCGGCGGCCCUUGACACCCAUGGCGCUGCCCGCCUGGCUGCAGCCCAGGUAUAGAAAGAACACCUAUCUUUUCAUCUACUACCUAAUCCAGUUCUGUGGCCACUCAUGGAUAUUUACCAAUAUGACAGUCCGAUUCUUUUCAUUUGGAGAAGUAACCUUGCUUCCUGUUGCAGAAACCAAGCCUUUUUGGAGAAGGGGGCAGAUUCCAUGGUUGACACUUUUUAUGCUAUCGGUCUUGUGAUGCGCGUUUGCCAAUCCAUUUCCCUCUUGGAGUUGCUGCACAUAUGUGUCGGCAUUGAACCAAACCAUCUCCUUCCUAGGUUUCUGCAGCUCACAGAGAGAAUAAUCAUCCUCUUUGUGGUGAUCACCAGUCAAGAGGAAGUCCAAGAGAAGUACGUGGUGUGUGUUUUAUUCAUCUUUUGGAAUCUAUUGGAUAUGGUUAGGUACACUUACAGCAUGUUGUCAGUCAUAGGAAUAUCCUAUGCUGUCUUGACCUGGCUCAGUCAAACGCUGUGGAUGCCGAUUUAUCCUUUGUGUGUUCUCGCUGAAGCAUUUGCCAUCUAUCAGUCGCUGCCUUAUUUCGAAUCAUCUGGCACAUACUGCACGAAGCUGCCUUUCGACUUAGCCAUCUAUUUCCCGUACGUGCUGAAAAUGUAUCUCAUGAUGCUCUUUAUAGGUAUGUAUUUUACCUACAGUCACCUUUACUCAGAAAGAAGAGACGUCCUCCAAGGCUUUCCCGUUAAAAAGAAGAAAGUGUGAAGCACGGCGCUCUGAUGUGACAAGAGAAAAACCAGGCUUGUGGAUUCGCUGCAGUAAACGGCACCUUGGCGGAAAAACACCUGGUACUUGACAAAAAACCCACGACGGGAUUGCUCUCCUCAAACUUGAGACGUAUCACGGCACUCUCUUAUCCUCGCAUGUUUUCAAAACACGUAUUCUGUGCAAGCUACUUCACCAAAGCUGUGGGUUUUAUACAAGUUAAAUUUACGUCGUGGGAAGCCUGAUUAUUUUCCUGUAAGGUUAAUGAGACAUAGGAGAGGGACUGGGAUAGACUUCGUUGAAUUGAGAAACCAAAGGUGUUAGCCGGAAUUGUAUCUGUUUACGUCUCUCUCCAUUUCUUUUCACUUCGGAGUUCCCAAAUAGCAAGUCUGCAGGAGGGCAACGAUGUGAAAUAUGUUUUGCAGUUGUCUAGGAAAACACUGUACAGACAGAUGCCCCGCCAUCGCCACGGUUCACACCAUUUUACACAUUAGACACGCUUAGGAAAUGACACGUGUUCCAAACCCUGGAAGAAUGUUCACUAAUAUUACACAAGGUACUUGGACUUCGAUCCUUAAAAGAGGACCCUGAUGAAACAGAAUAGAUCUUUGAUAAAUAUACAAAUAAUGCCCCAUAUUUCUUUCCUGAAAAAAAAAAAUGAGGCCAUAGCCAUACCUUAUAGGGACAUAAAAGGUACAAAACUAUAAUAAUUUUGAAGGAAACAAGGCAACUAAGAACUAGUGAUGUUUCAGAUUACUGAAUUAUUAUUGCUAAUUACUAUGUCAUCACUUAGAGUUUUGAAAACUUUUCUUUUGAAGAUCUAAAAUAUUUGUGAAUAAUUGACUAAUAGCAUCAUCUCUGUAACACUGGUAUAUCAUUCACUUUUCUUGAGAGAAUUCUAGAAUCUUCUGAUCCAGUAACCAUAGAAAAAGGGAACUAAACAUUUUGUGACAUAAAAACCAGGUAGUAAAAACGUAGUUACAAAAAAAUUGGUCAUCUCAUUUCCACUAAAUAAAACGUUUAAAAAGUUGAGCGUCAAUAAAGAUAAUUGCUAUCUUUACAAAUUUAGUGUCCUAUUUGGAAUCUCAAAAUAAGUAUAAAAAUGAUCCUUUUAAAAAUCUAGAUUUUGUUUCUAAUGUUGCUUAUUUUAAAAAAUUUACUGAAAGCUCUAGCGUAGGAAGAGAACAGAAUUUCUCUGCAAACUUUGGGUGAUUCAGUCUAGCUUCCUCUCAAUUAAGAUCACUGAAAUACUAUUUACAUCUAGAAUCACUGAAGAACAGAGUUGUAACAAUUAGAGAAACUACAUUUUGUUAUUAAAUACUACUUUAAUUUCUAAACCAAAUGACCUUAAGAACCUGCGUACUUCUUAAAAUAGAAGACUGAAAACAAACACAAGGAAAUUUAGAAUUAUGGGUUGACAAUUUCAGGUCUGCAAUAGUUGAAACCAAAAUCCAAGACUCCUUUGGUGUCCCAGUCACAGUUGUUCUUGUGGUUGGUUGCCUGUAUCCAUAAUUGAGAGAAAUAUUAAAUUUCGUUAGAGAUUAGUAAAAAUAAGAAUGUAAUUUUUCCUUUGCCACGUUAAGAAACCCAGCCAGUAAACAUCUACCUAGUUAAUUGGAUAUGACCCAGAAUGCAAAGUUGAUUUCUUUGGCUAUUUUAACUGUGUGUCCAUCAAAUCUCUAUUUCAUUUUGUUCAGUGUUGUCAAAUGCUCAGUUUCCCAAAUCUAAUACAUAUAGAUGAAAUAGGGAACUAUUAGAUAUUUUAAAAGCAUAACACAUAACUUUUAAGAUGACCUUUCUUUGGAGUUUUCAAUGCCAAGUUCCAGUGCCUCAAGUUCCAAGUAACCCCAGCUAAGGUGUAGUAAAGUAAUCAACAGCACCGGGACCUCCGGAGGGGGUGGGGGAUAAAACUGCUCUGAACGAAAACGCUGCAGAGCUUUCUUCAUCACUGAGCAGAAGUCGGCCUGAAAAACAUCAGUACACACUGUCAUAUCAUCAAAGUCCCUGGGCCUUUCCUUUAUCAAAGUAGUGCAUGAAAAGCGGUAACACUUCUUCCAAACAUAUCCAUUCAGUAUUAAUGCAUUUUCUUUUCUUCACUUUUCAACACUCUUACCCUUGUCUGACGUUUUUCUUCAAUAAACAGAUUGUUAGUAAAA